Penicillium arizonense is the source of this 219-nucleotide messenger RNA. RefSeq names its product TFIIH complex subunit TFB5 (gene tfb5). The coding region runs from base 1 to 219 and encodes 72 amino acids. Gene Ontology annotation, biological process: transcription initiation at RNA polymerase II promoter; transcription by RNA polymerase II; nucleotide-excision repair. The record is from RefSeq and is a predicted model, not a curated record. NCBI's taxonomy places the organism in Eukaryota, Fungi, Ascomycota, Eurotiomycetes, Eurotiales, Aspergillaceae. The transcript has 3 exons. Gene Ontology annotation, cellular component: transcription factor TFIIH core complex; transcription factor TFIIH holo complex.
AUGCCCCGCGCAGUCCGAGGUUUAUUGAUAGAGUGCGAUCCCUCGAUCAAGGCCAUGAUCCUGAAGUACGAUGAAGAGCGACACGACUACAUAGUGGAGGAUUUGGAUGAUGAGAACCAUUUGGUCAUCAAAGAGAGCCAGCUGGAGAACCUCAAGGUUCGCCUGGAUCAGGACCUUGAUGAGAAGAUCAUGCAGCUGGAUGAAUCCGAAUCCGAAUGA